UAUGUUUCUAUACUGUAUCCUAUAACCCUGGAAAGCACGAAGUGAUGCAGGUCUUAGACGGUUACCACAUUGGCCAAACCCACGAACACAACUCCCCAUCUUCCCAUCUCCCCAGGGUUGAAAGGACCGGGUCUUCCUAGCCGUCAUCACACCCCGUGGAGAUCCCGGGUGAUAAAAGGUCCUUAGCAACCUAUGCUGGUCGUGAGAGGCGACUAGAUGGACUAAGUGAUUGGACUCGGUAACUUGGCUGAUUGAUUGUUAUUGGAUCCCAGAUGCGCAGAUCGAUGCCCAUGAUAUCAAUCACUAAAUUGUCUGGUCGACGUCAUAUAGCUUAAAUAUUGCUCAGUGCGGCGUAAAACAACAACAAAACAGUACCUACAAAAAAACUGGCAGUAUAUCGUUCGACCGUUUACUUACUAGGUCACAGCAACCAGGUUUGAGGCGAGCUUGUGGAACCAGCCAUGCUCUAUUUCCAGUGUCUGCUUGUAUUUCUACACACGACGAUGUGAUUCGACUCGUCUCCUACAGGGUACGUGUUUGUGACCGAAUUUAUUUGAAUGCGUGUUUUGUGACCUAUAAACUGCGCUAAUAGAUCACAUCCUCAUCCAACCUGGACAGUUGUAGCCGGCAGCAAGUGUUGUCAUAUUUUCCGUUUUUUAAAAGCAUACAUCAUGGACGUCAGUCUACGUGACAACAUUUCGGGGACGAUUGCCACAGCAGCAGUGAUCUAUCUACUGAUCAGAUUCCUCCAGUGGGUUAGGACAAUUGUGUCACGCUUCAAGUUUUACAAUUCACUUCCUGGGGAGACUGACUUCUCCUUCAUCACCGGCAACUUGCACUUGUUCCCUGUGGACGAGGAGCGUCGCCUGGAAUACGAGCUGUCCCUCACCCACAGGUUCCCAAAGAUGUACAGGGUGUGGUUUGGUCCCCUGGUCCCCUCCAUUCAAGUGUGUCACCCCGAGACUGUCAAGGCGCUACUCAAAACAUCAGCGCCCAAGCCGUACGGGAUGGGAUCUGUGUUCGAGUUCUUCAGGCCUUGGUUGGGGGACGGCAUAUUGAUUGCCAAAGGGGCGACAUGGGAGCGGUCACGUCGUCUCAUCACACCCGCCUUCCACUUCAACAUCCUCAGACCCUACGUGGACAUCUACAACGUUGCUGUUGAUACGCUGCUGUGUAAAAUCGAUAGCUACGCGGCCAGUGGAGAAAGCUUCGAUCUGUUCAAGGUUAUAAAACCGUGCACGUUGGAGAUCCUUCUGCGGUGUUGCAUGACAUGUGAAGAUGACAUACAGAACGCAAGAAACGACCACCCGUACAUGAAGGCAGUGGAAGAGUUGACAGAGCUGGUGAUCUGUAGACUCAGACAGCCCUUGCAUCACGUACAGUGGUUGUAUGACAGGACGCAGAACGGGAGGAGGUUCAAGCAGCUGACAGACUACGUCCACAACGUCUCCGCCACCGUCAUCGCCGCCAGGCAAAAGACACUGGCAGACGAGGGGACGCCAUCGACAAUGGGGACUCCGGGGACGCGGUACCUAGACUUUCUGGACAUCCUGCUGAAAGCGAGAGAUGAGGACGGCGUGGGGAUGACGACCGGUGAGAUCCAGAACGAGGUGGACACCAUAUUGUUUGAAGGUCAUGACACAACAGCUAGCGCCAUCUCGUGGACGUUGUACUCCCUGGCGCAGCACGCCGACUACCGGCGGAGGGUGCAGACGGAACUUGACGGGGUCCUGCACGACAGAGAUACUGUCACCUGGGGCGACCUUCCGACAUUGGAAUACCUGACUCUGUGUAUAAAGGAAUCCCUCCGAUACCACUCCCCCGUCCCUUUCAUCGCCAGACAGACGGAGGACGUCGUCAACAUCGGCGGCGUGACGCUACCGACGGGGACGAUAGUCGCUGUGUCCAUAUACAACCUUCACCGCCACCCGGAUAUCUGGGAAGAGCCAGACGUUUUCAGGCCCGACAGAUUCCACCCAGACAACAUGGCGAAAAUGGACCCUUUCUCGUUUGUCCCUUUUUCAGCCGGCCCAAGAAACUGCAUUGGACAAAAUUUUGCCAUGAACGAACUGAAGGUGGUGAUUGGAAGGAUACUUCAAAGAUUUGACCUUUUGCCUGACCCCAGCCAUGCCGCGCGCCACCAAGCGGCCGUUGUUAUGCGAGCGGUAGAGGGAUUGUGGGUAUUUGCCAAUCGCAGAUAGCACACAGUCCUUGGUCAGGGCGCCUCUAUGGAACACCUAGGCCCCAAACAUGAACACACAGCAUGUGUUAGACAGCUCAGGUUAUUGCGAUAGGCCAACCUACGUCCGAAGUAGAAAGAUGAAUCGACUGUCAAUACUAUGGACACAACUAAGAAACUGCCGAAGGGAGCAUGCAGUCCGCCGAGUCAGUAUAUGGUUAACGAUGUUUCAUGUAUCAGACCAGCAAGUUAUUCUGAAUGUGUCCUAGUAUCUAAGACAAAAUUGUUAUGGAUGAGCAACUUCU
Molecule: messenger RNA, 2484 nt
Organism: Haliotis rufescens (red abalone)
Lineage: Eukaryota; Metazoa; Mollusca; Gastropoda; Lepetellida; Haliotidae
Product: cytochrome P450 4F6-like
Exons: 11
Coding region: 672-2201 (509 amino acids)
Molecular function (GO): iron ion binding; heme binding; monooxygenase activity
Source: RefSeq, a predicted model, not a curated record